AUGAAGAUAAAAGUAUUCGUAGUUUGCAGUGAAAGAGAUUGGAUCGACGAUACACCAUACAGGGCACUCCUUCCCUACGCUUGUGGUACUGCCCGGGGACCUAUUCUCAAGUACCUUAGAGUGCCACGAGUGCCUUCUACAUUAGGUGGUCGCGGGCCAAGCAGUCAAUCUGUGGAGGUGCCUUUACUGCGGGAGUCUUGUAACAGGUUGAUGAUUCGGAUACCUCCUGCCGCUUUUACCCAAGCCGAAGCUGGGCAGGUUCCUGACAUGGAAGGCCCCUUCCCCCUCCCCCAAACUGCGGAUGUCCCGUCGCCCGCAAAGAACCAACAACUGCAGAUCGAGUUCCAGUGUUCCAUUGCCCUCAUCAACGUCAAGGAUUUUUCUCGACGAUUGUUUGCCAGACCCUCGUCUCCCGAGACACCAAGGCUCACACUCUCUCUCGCACUCUUCCAUGAGUCACUUUGGAUUAUUUCCAUUCCUUUUCAGCAAAUGCCGCCGCCCCAUCGGGCUGCUAUCGCCAAUGAGACGCAUUACCAAACUUCGUUUCGGCGGCUUUGGACCAACCACGGGCUCAGCAUCUCCAUAGAGAUGUGGUGGGCCCGAUAUUUCUGUAAAUUCCGGGGUGUAUUAUCCGCAUCCCUCAAUUGUCUGCUGGAAGUUGGAACCGAACGCCAACCAACACAAUCCCAUCCGGGCGCCGUCUUGUUCCCAGCUCUCGCCUUCCCCGAGCCGGCUCGAACCUUGUUGUUGGCCUGCCUGGUAUGUAUCACCGUCACAUCCAACACACUCGACCGUCGUCAACACCCGAUUGUACCUCGUCUGGAUGGCCGGUCACCACUCUGGCACUCUGUCUCGGCUCCCGCCAUAGGUCGACGUAUGUACGCCUAUGCUGCCGUGCCCCUUUACCCCUGCCUCUGCUUACCCUACUUUAUUGUCACAGUUUAUCUCACCUCCACAAUCCCUGAUCAGUUGGUGACGGCACAAUGCGACAGACGACGGACCAGGGGUUUAAUUCUCGACUGCAAAAGAAUACCUGAGUCCCUGACUUCUCUCGUUCUCGAAUCCCCUCCCUGCAACCUCGGUCCUCGAAUUUGCUCCAUUUCAACUCUUGAUCCUGCGCCUUUCAUCCCCGCUCGUCCAAAAUCGCCCCUGCCUACUUCGUCGGAGGAGACCAAGAUAUGCCGCAUUUGCCAUGACACUCGACGCGUCGACCAUGUCAUUUCAUUACGGAUCUGGCGAGACGGCCUCCUAACACAUAUAGCAGUUCGGCUGGCGGCCCAGAGGUUCUGCGCUGUUUGCUACCGUUGCCUUCCUUCCGUGCUCCACAUCGCGGUGGUCAUUCCGCAUUUUCGCGGAGUGGGAACCCCCAUACGGCAAAUACAUUGCACCAUUGUGCUGAUGCUCUCAAACGCCUUCCAUUUCGCUCCUCGUGCUUCUCGCUCCGGCUGGCCCCACGAGACGACAUUCCCACAAUUUCUGGUUAGGCUUUCUUCAUUACCGAGCAACCAGGCAAAGGACUCACAAGCUCCACCAAGGCCAAGUUCAUACGCAUACAGCUAUGAUAUUAUCAUUUGCAGACUUGACUUCGAGACAACGCAAGCAACACAAGCCACGGCUUUUCUAGAGGAACUUGGCGUAUACCUCAAGGAGAACAUCCGCUGCCAAAUACAUGAGUCGGGCGAUAUCUCCAGGCGCCUGGUCAAAGCUGCAACGACUAAGCAAAAACAUAACGUCGUUUGCAAAGUCAAGUUGAGAAGCCAGUCAGCUGCAGGCCAUCAUAAUGCCUUGUCUUUGGUAUGCGCAAUAGACGGUGAAGGAGGCGUGCGCUUGUGCGCCUGUGAUGUGGAGGAAUUCAUCACCCUCGAGUCAAACUCUACGCGGCAUCGCGAAGAGCCCAUGACAUCUCACCUUGAGCAACAAUAUCUCAUGGAACGAAACCGACGGGCCAGCGUAGUCCCGGUUACUAAUAUUGGACUGCCGAAGAUUGGGCAAGUUGCGCCGUCGAGAAAGUCUCGUCUGUCUCGUCACAGCGCAUGUGUCGAAUCGAACCGCCCUGUUACUCAACUCUCCUCCUCCCGCACAUCAGGGCUUCUCGUUGGCUGCAUAUCGACUUGUCGCGAACCAAUCAGACCAGUGAUGCCGCUUAGCUGCCAUCACGGUAGGUGUGGGUGGGUCGCGGCGGUAAAGAUACCCGGGCGAGGAGCGGAGGGCGACGCUGGUGCGGGUGGGAGGGUCGAUUCGGACGCCUCCGCGCUUUUUUCUCUUUUCUUUUCGCACACCCGCCCUGCGACAAGCGCUACGCACGAUAGCCGACGACAUAAUGCCUUCUCUUCCAACGCCUUGCCCUCACAUACGCAACAAAGAGACGAGACGAGACGAGCGGAUCGGUUCCGGGCAAAGCUGGGACUUGAAUGUGAAGGGAACCUGGGAGAAAAAAGAUGGGACAGUCACUACGGUCACUCUCUGAGUGCUAUCGCCGAACUCACUUCACCUGGGCUCUGUGCCGCACAUCCAGACCAAUCAACACCCCGAUUAACGAGCAAAGAGAUUGGCAGCCGCGAUCUGUAUUUCGUAGGUAGCUGUUUCCGGAACAAGACUGGCGCAUGCGCUGCCGCGACCGGACAAUUGCGCGGCCAGAUUGUUGCGACAAACGCAUGGAGAGUUACUAAGAUGAGCGGUGCAGACGGUGCUGUUGCGUACGGAUACCUCACAAGUCGAAGUCUCCCGCGACUGGCUGUCACGCUGAAGAACGGAGCCAAGGGCCGAGACACGGCUCAGCGCGGACGCGGAAAUGGGACUAUCCCCUCACUAAUCUCACUCCAACUCGACACCAAAACCUACUAG
This is a messenger RNA of Colletotrichum lupini, 2844 nucleotides long. RefSeq lists its product as uncharacterized. The record is from RefSeq and is a predicted model, not a curated record. Lineage: Eukaryota; Fungi; Ascomycota; Sordariomycetes; Glomerellales; Glomerellaceae. The coding region runs from base 1 to 2844 and encodes 947 amino acids. The transcript is spliced from 17 exons.